UUUGCGUUUUCAAACUUCCUGAUUCUUCGAAACAUUUGAAUGUUAAAACAUACAGAUGUGUGGUUAAUAAAAAUAUUGUUCAACAGUCAUGGUUUUAGUAAACAUCAUAGUGAACUUUGUGAUAAUAUUAGUGCAUAUGAUAUCUUCAGUUGCUGAAGCUCAGGUGGUCAUGUUGUCUCCGACCUCUCCCACCGUAACAGAGUACAGUCCUCUAACACUGACAUGUGGGACAGCGUUCACUGGCGCCGAGAAUGUAACAUGGAGUAAGCGGCUAAAAAACAGCUAUUUUUUUAACAUUGGAAUCAUCAACAUCACAUUGGGCGCCUGUUCUCCUUAUUCCCCUUCUUUGGAACCUAACUCCACACUAUACAACUACACCUGUCCGGCUCAAAACAAUCUCACAUUAACAAUAAGGAACGUUUCUAGAACGGAAAACGGACACGGAUGGAAAUGCACUGUUGACAGAAACGGAAGGGAAGAAAUCAGUCAGGAAGAAACUGUUUCAGUGCAAGUUGGCAUUUCCGGCGUGACAUUGUCCCCAAGCACCGACCCUAUCAACGUGAUAGAGAAUAACAACACGACAUUGCAGUGCAAUACAUCGGGCGGGUUACCGGCUGCCUCGGUUCGAUGGUACAUCGUAAGGUCGGGACAGGUGCAAGACGUCACGUCACUCUCCAUGAACACGUACCAAGAGGAGGACAAUCUCAAUGUGACGCGAAGCACACUUACAUUCACGCCGUUCAAAUCUGACCAGAAUGGCUCAGUAUACUGCUCAGCAAGCAAUGUUGGAGUGGAGUGGAAUUCAUCAAAUCCGUCUAUAAAUGUAUUAUUUCCCCCUGCUGUGCCAACCAUAGAGAUUGGCGGUAACGAGGUCACAGGAACGGUCAAGGUCAUUGAGGAAAACAGCAAGGCAUUCAACUGCACCACAGAGAGUAAUCCGACCAGUAACUACAGCUGGUCGUUCCCGGGAGGAUCUAGUUCUAAUAAAAUCUUACAAGUAGAGAACUUCUUGACAGGGUCCUUUGACGGCAAUUACACGUGCUUUGUUCUGAACCAAAUGGAACCAUCUUCUGGAAACUCAAUGACAAAUAUGUCCUGGGCAACAAUAUCAGUCGAUGUUUUGUAUCCACCUCGUCUACCAUCAUUCAAAUACGGAAAUACCACAGGCCCAAUCAUUACUGAUAACACUAUAGCAAUUGUCCUUGGAGACGGAGCGUCAGUGACAUGUGAGGCCGACGCCAACCCGACCCCCAAUACUUACACUUGGACAGAGCCACAGACAAACAGCCAGCUACUAUCCCUCAACAGCUUCAAAGUUAACACCACAGUUCAGUGCACGGCGAACAACAUUAUGACGGAAACAAACAGGAGUCCUAUUAAAGGAAGCAAUAGUUCCUUUUUGCAAAUAAAUGUUUGGCGCCCUCCGAUUGGUGUAACAUUUCAAUACCAUUAUAGUGUUACUGGAUCAAUGAAAAUAGCAGUCAAACUGAAGAUACUAGCCGGCCAGGCCUUCUGGUUGUCUUGCACGGCGGAUAGUUCUCCUCCAUCUACGUACACAUGGUCAGGCCACCCUUCCUCAAGAGAGGGAAUCUGGAAUGUAACAGGAGGUCUAAAUGCAAGUCAGUCCGUGUCUUGUUUUGCUGAAAACUACAUGCCGACGACGUACAACGGCCCGGUGCGCGGGAACACGUCAUCUGAUCUUUACAUCGACGUAUUGUAUGGCCCGAAAGCGAGGUAUUUGCAGAACGUUACUAAAGUCCGCGGGGCAAAACUUGUUUACCAGUGCUUGUACACACCGGGAAACCCUUCAAAUGUUGACUUUGAGUGGACGAAAUCCGGAACAGAUGCAUCCUGGGUCACACAGUAUACACAGUACUUGAUCAUUCCGUCCGUGAAGCCAACUGACGAGGCCAGGUACACGUGCAACGUGUCCAGCAUUCUCCUGCCAACGUUGGAAUCAGCGAAGAACACGCAGUAUGAUACUGCAACAUUUUAUCUGGAUGUUCUUUAUGGGCCGGAAAAUUUGGUGUUAAAACUCAAUAACGUUUCAUUUGCAACCGUAGAAAUUGAUGAACAUUCAUCAAACCACAUGGAAUGUUUGCUAGAAAGUGAUCCCAGCUCGGAAAUGGCACUUACAAAAGACGGUAAAACAAUAGUUAAAAGAUCUGGAGUACAUCAACUCGUACAUGGACUACAGGCUGCAUGUUCAGACGCUGGAGUGUAUACUUGUUCAGGAUACAACCAGUAUGGAGUGGGGGAUAACGCGUCAAUGCACCUAUUUGUAAAAUGUUCGGCAAGGCGACCACCGGGAGUGGAUGUUCAGCUUAAUAUUACCGCACGCCAGCAUGUGAAUGCAACUCUAGCCUACACAGUUGUCGCCUACCCUGUGCCACACUUUGCCUGGAAGCGGUGUACGACUGGCAUGUCUUGUGAACCUUUGCCGAAUGAUAUGAACAAAUUUAUAAUUGAUACAAAAGGUCUAUCAAGUUACUUAACGGUGCUGGACGUUCAGAUCGAGGACUACAGAAUGUACCAAUUGUCUGUGUCGAACGGAGUUGGUGAUCCACUAGUCGAAUGGUUACACCUUAAUCCAACUGGAAAACCUGAUUUGCCAACGGACUUCCGCGCCAUUGAAGACACUAUAGGGGAGAGAACUGCUACUUUGACUUGGGUACCAGGAUUUGACAAUGGAUCUCCUCAGAAAUUUCAUAUUUCCUACAGAAAACUGGUUGAUGUAUAUGCUUAUUUUACACGAAUCGUAAAACAUGACAACACACAAGUGAUGUUUUACACAGUAGAUAAUUUAGUUCCUGGAACAGAGUACUAUGUUUCUAUCUAUGCGACGAACAAGGAGGGCACUACUGCAUCGAUGAACGAUACGUUCCAAACUCUUACAGCCGAACCUGGUACAAAUACUGGCCUUGCUGUUGGAGGUGCGAUUGGCGGAACUGUCGGAGCGAUUGUGAUCAUUGUUGUCUUCGUUCUCAUUCUCAGACGGAAAUACUCACUUAACUGUGCUGCUGCUGCUGCUGAUAGAAAACCGGAAUCCGGUACAGACAACCUCACAUAUGCCGCUCCAGAGGCGUACGAGGACGUGUCUUUGCCAACGAAUGCAUCGACUUACGAUGCUCUUAAAACUGGAAACAAUGGGCCUGACGAAUCGCACAUUUACACGGCGUUGGAUAAGAAGAGUUCAAAGUCACAAAGGCACUACGAAAAUGUCAAGAAAAGAGAUCCAGUUUACAACAAUAUUGUCCGGGGAAAACUGAUGCAAACCCACUGUUAAGCAGAUAACUGCAACUUUAAACAUGACAACCAGCCGCCGUGUGAUGAUGGGAAGACUUUCAAUUUUAUAAUGUCAUUUAUUUCCCAGUGAAAACAUUAUACGUUUAUAACAAUUCAAAUUAUGUAUAUUUCAAUUCACUACAGCUUUUGAUCCACUCAUAUAUCGAUACAAAAAGGGACAAUAUCAUGAGAAUUUCUGCAUUCAUAUAAUCAUUAUACCCAACCUUCAUAUAUUAAAAGUUGGGUAUAAUGAUUGUAUCCACAUUCAAAACAGUUGAUUUCAUGAAUUUAGGAGAAAUUCUGAGAAUACCUAGAAGGGGACCUGGUAUAUCAAUACGAGAAAUAUCAAGGAUAGUUUUAUUGUUAAAAAAUAAAUUGUUUCUUUACAACCUACUAAUUUCUGUGUAUUCUAGUGCAUAAAUAUGGUAUACAGACAGUGUGACAUUGAAUUUCUAUAGGAUGCAGGGUAAAACGAUUAUAAUUAUCCUUUUACGUCUAGCAAAGGCUGUUAUACCUUUUGAAACUCUUGAAGUCGGAGGUAUAUGUUGACAAAGAAACCAAGUGGAAUAACUAUGUUUGGUCUAUAUACACAAAAUGUUCAAAUCACUAUUAUUAAACUACGUAAUAUGUUUCCAAAUAGUACAAGUGUUCGUCAAAACAAUUUUCACAAAGUGUGAGGAAAUUAUAUAAAUAUCAUUUCGCAGCAUGUGUGACAUUGAUAUUGUCAACCCGAGAGCAUUCUGUUUUGAGGGUUGACAGUAUCAAUGUCACACAUGCUGCCAUAUGAUUUUUUAUUAUACCUAACAAAAUUAAGUACAUACAGAAGUUUCAAACUGUUUUUAAUUCAUUUAUCUCAACAUUUUAACUUGCUGACAGUUCCUGUCGUCUGAUGUUUUUGUGUACACAUUGAAUAGUGACGUCACUGCUGUAUGUGUAUAAGGGAGGCAAUAACGUCAUGAUUUAGCCAAAAUAUUGAAGCAGUUAUGUAUCAUUAAGAUAAUUAUAUACAAUAGCUAUAUGUGCGAAAAGUAAGCACCGUAUCACAAUAUCACCGCAGUGCUAGCACCGUUUCAACAUCCAACAGUACAAUAAGAGUAUUGUUCUCGAGGUAUCAUGUACGAUUUGUUCUCGCAGAAACAAGCAAGGGGACCAUAGGGACUUAUGUCACUGUGUAGCCGAGACCUGGCCCUAAGUGAUGGCACAUAUGAAUACCCGAGGAUUUUAAGCUAUACGGGAUAGGAACAUUAACUCGAAUCCCAAUGCCAAUUUGCCUUAUUUUCUGACACUAUUAUGGUACGUAUGCCUUAACAACGAACAAGGGGUGGUAUGGCGAUGCGUUGCUACGGUGCUAACUUCACGCACGUCAAUAGCUUAUUGAAAAUGAUAAUAAAGUCAAUAAAGAAAUAAGUACUGACGGAGAAGUGCAUUAUAUCACAUUUCUCUUUCUAAAAUGAUCAACCACAUACUUCGGGAAUUAACAUAAUUUUAUGAAUUUAAUAUUGUUAUAAACAGGCUUUAUAUGCAACAUUUCUUUCCUUUUGAAAUCAAUUGGAUAUCGAUGUAAAAGUCUUUCAAUAUCGAAAUAAAUACAUUCAAGUACAUGAAACCACUGCCAUUUAAUCACAAAGUUCACAUUUUCUUUCAUUUAGCUUUAUUUUAUAGACUGGGACUUUAAAACUAUAGGAUCUUUUAUUUAUAUGCUAAAGCAGUUAAAACAUGAUAUUAUUAAAGUUAUAAUAUGACUUUGGAGAUAUGUCUCGAGAUGUCCAGUUGUACUCAAUACAAUACAAUUUGUUUAUUCUGACCAUUAUAUUUCUGGUAAUAGUUUAGCAUACAAUCAUUUUAAUUUUAUUUUAUAUACCAUAAAUGCUUAUUUUUGAUUAUAAAUACCAUUAUUCUUGUUAUAAUUACUUUGUAUUUAUAUAUAUGCUCAUGUUUUAAUUAUCAUUCAGAAUUUCCUUUAUUCCUCCAAAGCUUAAGUCACACUAAACUCAUAAAUGAAAACAUUAAAACUUAUGUUUAUUAAUGUUAGUAUUACAACAACUGAAAAUUGUAUGUCCAAAAGGGUAGAAUAUAGGUAUCCGAUCGGCUGUCCGUCCAUAUGUCCUUCUCCACGGUUUCCGAUCAAUAUUUGAAGAUAUUCGCCUGCACCAGUGGGUACUUAACUUUUUAUUCACCUGAAUUAUACUAUCUGAACUUUCAUACGGCUAAUGUAUUGAAACCUUUUUCAAAUUUACUUUCAUAAUUGAAAUUUUAUCAAUGCGGCUUAGUGACUCGAUUCGAGUGAAUUUAUUUCUCUCACCUGUUUGUAUAAGAGCCUUUGUAUCAUGACUAGCUAAUACUUUAAUCGAUCACUAAUACAUAUAUUUACGUUACUUAAACUAAAACAUUAACUUCAAAAUUAUAAUGUAUUGAAACCUUUUUCAAAUUUACUUUCAUAAUUGAAAUUUUAUCAAUGCUGCUUCUUAAACAGAAAUGAUUGUUAAACAACGCAACAUAUUGUUUCUUCAUGAUUGAUCAAUUUAAGCUAUUUUAAGAAGGUUUAAAGUUCAAUGUAAAUGAAAAAAUGAUGUAUUUACAUGAAUGUGUUUACUGUUAAUAUGAUACAUGUACAUUACAUAUUGGCAUAUUAUUGCAUAAACUAUGAUUAAUGUACUUAAUUUUCGUAGUCACUUUAAACUACUUUAAUUAUUGUGUCUUCCUAAACUUAUAUAAUUAAAUGAUAAAGUUAUUUGAUUUGUUAAAUAUUUGCCAUGUUUGAAUUAGACUGGAAUCCAGUUUGAAAAAGUGUGUUUCUCUAAAAUGUGUACACAGAGUCUGUAAAAUGUCAAAAAUUAGUAUUGAAAUUCAGCCAGCAAGGCAAUGAUAUAUGCCUCUUGUUCAUAUACAUGCUUUAGAGCAAUACUCAAUUGCAAUACAUAAUUGUCUGUACAUGAAUUUUCUUUCUUAAAAUCUUGUCAUGUACUACUAUGAAAUGUCAUUGAUAUUCUUAGACAUUCUUAUUUUUCCUUUUUACAUUAUAUACUUGACUACGCUUCCAACAUCCAAUUAUAUUUUUCGUCUGUUUAUUUGUACUUCAGCCAUUUGACUUUUUUAUAUUUUUGUCAAAUGUCCUAAUACAUCUAGAUUUAUGAACAUAGACAACUUUCUUCGUAUAUGGUACAAUAUCAGAUAUACUAUGUCCUCCAUACUCACUUUCAUACGAUUAAUCAUAUACAUGCUCAUUGCGUUCUUUAUACUCUCUCCUUCUUUCAUUGUCAAUGUAGUAAUUGUGUGGUUCUGAAAAUAAUUUGGUCGUACAUUGUUUGUUACAUUGUGUCGUCGAUUGUACUAGCAUUUCUUAUUUUUAUGCCCUCCCCCCUUCGAAGAAGAGGGGUAUAUUGCUUUGCACAGGCAUGUCGGUAUGUCGGUCGGUCGGUCCGUCGGUAGACCAAAGCUUGUCCGAUAACUGAACAAUUCCUGAACGUAUGGUCAUCAAACUUCACAUGAAGGUUGGACCUGACCAGUAGAUGACCCCUAUUGAUUUGGGGGGUCAAAGGUCAAGGUCACAGUGACCUUUAAAGCGAACUCGACAAUUCCUGGACCUAUGGUCAUCAAACUUGACAUGAAGGUUGGGCCUGCCCAGUAGAUGACCCCUAUCGACUUUGGGGGUCAUCAGGCCAAGGUCAAUGUCACAGUAACCUUUAACGCAAAAAAGUUAACAAAUCUUCUCCCACUGAUAUCUCAAAAUGCCUGAACUUAUGAUCAUUAAACUUGACUUGGAUGUUAAGCCUGACCAGUAGAUCACCCUUAUUGAUUUAAGGAUUCAUAGAGCCAAAGGUCAAGGUCUAGGUGAUCUUGAAUGGUAAAAGGUUGUCCGAGUGAUAACUCAACAAUGCCUGAACCCAUGGCCUUUAAACUUGACUUGGAGUUGCAUCUGACUUGUAGAUGACCCCUUAUGAUUUAAGGGGUCAUUGGGUCAAAGGUCAAGGUCACAGUGACCUUGAACGAAAAAAACUUGUCUGUGUGAUAACUUGACAAUGCCUGCACCCAUGGCCCUCGAACUUGACAUUUAGGUUUUUGGUGACCAGCUGAUGACUCUGGAUUUUGAGUUCAUAGAGUCAAAAGUCAUUGUCAUAACACACUCUAUCCUCACACUUUAAUGGUUAUAAUCUUAAAACUGCCUUAACGGCAACAAAUCAGCUGUCAUUUCAGUCCAUGCAUAUUUCAUUCAAUUGUCCAUAUAAUCCUGACAAUAUGGCGCUCAGGGGGGUGGCAUAAUGUUUGACAAACAUCUCUUGUUAUAAUUUCAAUUACAUGAAUUGGCAAACAAAUAUUAACGUCGGCCAAAAUGUAAAAUAUAGGUACAACAGCCGUUUCCAUCUUACUGUGUAUCUUUUGUUCCUACUGGGCUUAGCGAGCGACGCAGGUGAUGUUUACUCUUCAGAUUUCAAUCUGAAUACUUUAGUUGAUAGUUCGGGGAGUAAAAUCAACCCCUUAUCAUAACAGUUAGCCAUUGAACAAUGCAUCUCAUAUCCAACACACUUAACAGAAAAACCGUCCACAAUUAUCGAUCUCUUAUUUGUUGCUAACUCAGACACCUUGGUCCAUAGUGGAGUUGGAGAGCCAUUUCUAGAACAAAACAUUCGUAUUCAUUGCCCAAUGUUUUGAAAUUUUAUAUAAAAUAAACCGGUAAAGAAGGUCACUCGUCGUAGAAAAUGGAAAUCUGACAAUGGGAACUAUACGCAACUUUGCCAAAAGCUUUCGAACACUGUGUGAUUAUUCACUAAUUAAUAAUACAAAUAUUGAUUUGUUCACUGCUAAUUUUACUAAAUCAAUUAAAUAACUAUUAAUCCUUCUUGGAUGAAUAGUGACAUUAAAAUAAAAAUUCGACAACGCAAAAGAGCUUAUAGAAAGGUCAAACGCACUAAAAAUCUGAUACAUUGGACUAAGUUUUGCGGAUUGCGCAAUGAAGUUGUCGCUCUGAUUCGGGGUUCAAAAUUGAAGUACUUUGACUCACUUGCUUCGAAAUUUAAAAUCAAUGACCUAAGUUCUAGUGAUUGGUGGAAAACACUUAAGUCAUUAAUCACUCCAGCUAAAUUACAAGGCUUUCCUCAAAUAUGUCCUUCACACCUCCGUUGACGAUUCAAAACAAGUAUUACAUGAACUUUAUUUACUUGAUGUUGAUUCUAAAUUUGGUAUGAUUAAUAUCGUACCUUCCAAAGUCAAAGAUGCUAUAAGUAAUCCCUUUUUUGGUAACGCAUUUUGGCCCUAUAGCAAUGAUAAUCGUAUUCUACUUCGGUCGGUCAAGCAUCAAUAAGAUCACUUAGAAGCGCAUCCGGUAUCUCUAGCCUUCGUACACACGUCACUUAUUAUGAAUUCAUUCGUUCCGUCAUCAAUUUAGCAUGGAAUAGUCUCCCAGCUAAAGCACAAAACAUUGACACUGUUUUUGGUUUAAACGCUUUCCUAAGGUCGGAUAAUUAAAAGCCAAAUAUAAUGUUAUAUUAUGAAAAACGUCGAUAACAAGUCAUUCAUACUCGCUUACGAAAUUAAUGCAGUUCUUUGAACCAUCACCACUUGGUUAAAGAUAUUGUUCUCUCACCUUUCUGUUCGCGUGGAAUUCAGGAGACAACGUAUCAUUAUCUUCUUAUCUGUUCUCGUUAUACUGACCAAAGGAGACUAAUAGUCAACUCGGUGGAAACUCAUAUCCAACUAUUUAUAUCUGCACUCACCCAUAAUUGUCUCCUUUCAUGUGAUAAUCAGCACUAACAAUCAGGUCUCAAUGAAGAAUAGGCAAUAGAAGCAUUUCAUUUAAAUCAACCACCCUACCAUAUUUCUUCUCUUUCAUGCUCUUUAAUUUUUUUUAUUUUGUUCUCAACCAAAGUCAACGACUUUUGCAUUCGAUUAGUGGAAAUAGACUACGAUUACUUUAGCAUUGUUAAUUAGUAAAAAUAAUUACACAAAGUUGUUAAACUUUUAGCUACUAUCUAAUCCGUGUACAUCGUCUGUAAAUACAUUAUCUUUACAUAUUUAAUAAUAUUCAAUAAAGCCAAAUAAUGUUUUACAGUUAACUUAAAUGCAACUUUUUAACUAUUAAAUUCAACAGUAUAAAUCUCAUUGUGUCCUCUACAUUGUAAGCUGUACAAAUGUCCGUCACUAACUAUGUACUUUUGCUAAGGUUUGGAGAAGAACUUUUUAAAAUAUAUUUAUCUUUCGUUCUAAUCCUUAUUUCUAGAUUGAGUAUGUGUUUUCUGUUUGUUUUUAUGUGAUGAAUGUCUACGCUGAUUAAUAACAUACGUUUAAACCAAUAUUUGAAGAUCCCUUAGGACCAGGGUUUUUAAACUUUGUAGUCAAGAUGGUUAAGACCUGCAAAUAUAGCUUUUUGAUUUUGAGGUCAGUUGGUCAAACCUCAAUUUACUGGUGACCUUAAGAAUACCUACAGCUGACAAUUGGUUUCAAACUUUGUAGGCCGGUUGGUCAUGGCCACCAGAUGAAUCCAAGUGUUUUGGUGUGAGGAAAAUUCAAGGUCGUUGUUACCAUGAGCUAUAAAUACGCCUUCCCACAUUAAUAUUUGUAAAAGCAAAGGCCUAGAGUCCUCAAACUUGGUAGAGGUCCCUUAUACAUGACCCACACUAGUCCAGCAAAUGUUUUGACGUCAGUUGGUCAAAGGUCAAGGUCGUCCCUUUUCGCUGAAAAUCCAAUUUCGUUCAAUGACUAUAAAUAUUAGGUGUCUUUGGUGAUUUACAUCAACAUUAAUUUUGUUCCUUAUUGUUAUAGUGGUGCAGUUGUGGUCUCGUUUAAUGUGAUUUGAAAAAAGGGAGUUAAUUAUACUCUUACUAUAGUCCGAAGUGUAAUAUAUUCUUCACGUGCAGGUUCGUUUUGACAUUUUUGAUACGAUUGAUAAAAGUGCAUUUGUGAUAUUUUCUGUACAAAGUAGUGGACUCUGCAAUAGCAUUGAAACAUAAUGAGCGAUUGUGGUCUUUUUUAUGUAAAAAACAUUGUAAGCUUGUGUCUCUGUCUUUUGUCAAGAGGUCCAAUCUUUUAAAUCGUUUUUACAACAAUAAGUAAUACUAGUAUUGAAUGAGGACACCAUAAAUUUGUUUCAUGACUUAUAUUUGUUGACGUUUCCUUUUGCAUGAAUGAAAUCAUCAAACUAUAGUCUGAUUUCCAUCUUGCAUAUUUUCAGAAAUAUAAGUAAUGAUAUGAAUUAAUGUUUGUUUUAGUAUGUUUUGAUUUAUUAUACUCAUUGUGUAAUUAUUGAUAAAUACUAAUUUUGAAACAACUGAAGUUAUAUUUUCCGGGAAACACUCGUUUGCAUGCUACAGUGUGAACGUUUGGAACUUUUAACCAGUAAGGAAUACGUAAAUCUAACACGGAAAGCCAUUUAAAGCCUGCUGCAAGAAGUUCUUUUUUUCAUCACCGAUUGCGAAAACUUUUGUAAAGAUUGUAUGCAUUAUUCCAUGCAUAUAGUUUAUACAUUAUGUAAGGUGUUAAUACAUGUGUGAUUGUCCUACUUACUUCUUUAUUUUAAUGAGAUUUCUUUUUAACAUUUAGGUACAAAUUGAUGUAUUGUUAUUGAUCUGUUAAAUUGGUGUAUCAUAUUUAUGUUUCAUUAUGUUUUCGUAUUAAUAUUUUAAUAUAUUUAUACUGUUUGAAAUAACAUCAAUAUAUGCUUACGUUUUCAUUAUUGGCAUAUUUUCAUGUCAAAACCAUCAUUUUUUUUCCAGUUUUAGGUCAUGAUAAAAAAUGUAAUGAUGCUUUUUAAACAAUAUGUAUCCUUGCGGAAGUGAAAUGUGUUUUCACAUAUGUGUUUGAUUAUAAUUGCAUUACUUCUUUUAGUGUCAUUCUAUUUUAUUGUAUG
Messenger RNA from Mya arenaria, 11125 nucleotides. Its product is annotated as nephrin-like. The coding region runs from base 89 to 3286 and encodes 1065 amino acids. Gene Ontology annotation, molecular function: protein binding. The transcript has 16 exons. Lineage: Eukaryota; Metazoa; Mollusca; Bivalvia; Myida; Myidae. The record is from RefSeq and is a predicted model, not a curated record.